Molecule: messenger RNA, 3218 nt
Organism: Physcomitrium patens
Lineage: Eukaryota; Viridiplantae; Streptophyta; Bryopsida; Funariales; Funariaceae
Source: RefSeq, a predicted model, not a curated record
AUUCGAAGUCCGCUGAAGUAUCCAAUGGAAGUGAAAUGGUUGUAGUUGAGAUGGCACUAGAGAACUUCAGAGACGGAAGAUGGUUGUCUAUCGGUUCUCGUCCGAGGGUAGAUAUCUCUCAAUGAACAACGUAGAUCACAGGUGCAGUUCCUGCGAGAGGCAUCUGGUGCAUGCACAAGGCUCGAUUGAGAUGUAGCGUGAAUAGUAGCCUUAUCCACUUGGUGCCACAUUAACCUAGUCCCGGAUUGUAUGAAGAUCGCAUGCUUCCGCUGCGUGAAAGAUUCAUCCAAUUUGACGACGGCAAUCUCCAUAAGCAGAGGAAUCGAGUUCAUUCCUUUCGUAUUUUUGUAUAGCUGACUCUGAAAUCAUUUUCCUCUUCCAACAUCAGAUCUGAAGUGUCAUCGGUUCGAAUUCCUGAUUCUGACGAGGUCCGUAAGUUUGUUAAGAAGAGAUAAUUCUUGAGAAAAUCAUGGCUUCGAAUUUGCAAGCGGCUGGGUGCUGUUCAAGCUUCACAACUGUAGUGUUAUUUGCAGGAGUGAGAGGAUCACCUAAUUCACCUCACAGACUUGCCAAGACUACUUCUCCACGAAACUCCUUGCAGGGUGAGGACGACUACAACCUGUCAAAUGUAGAUUAUGACGAUGUCACAUCUAAGUGGCUUUCAGCCGAUUUUCUUAACUUGCGAUUACGAUCGAAUGGAUUGAUAUGCAAAGAGGCUAUUCAAGCACUCCGAAAACAUUUCAAGCAGAUGGACGAGCAGCAGCCUGUUACGCCAUCCGAAGCCGUGUCUAGCAAAUCAGUUCGAAAAGUUGUACAGGAGCGAGCCCCGCCUUCGGCACGCCAAGUAAAUACCCGGCCCCUGCCAAAUGUGAUUUUCUAUGACGAAACUGUUCAUUCUCAAUUGUAUAACUCCAGCAGCACCUAUAAGACUACUUUCAGCUUUUUAGACGAAUCAUUCUGCUAAACACGAAGCGCUCCACAUACUUUGGUUUGCAGCUCAAACCUGCAGAUUAUCACAGUGAAAGAUAUUGGAACAUUGUAAUAUCCUGGGUGCGGUUAUGUCACUGCACUCUCUGUACAGGAAAACUACAGCCAUGCCUCCAAAUUGCGAGGAUGUAACAUAUGUUCUAAAUCUUUACAUUCUCCUAACCUAUCUACUCCGCUCUUAUCGUGGCUUGCAUUGCUGCAAGCAUGAUAUUUGUGAUAAAAUUAUUGUAAACUGUUACAAACAAGUUAUUUUGAACUUCACAGCACCUACUCCAAACCCUCGCCUGUUUGGAGUUAGUCUGUUUUGCCUGCUUACAUUUCGGAGACUAACCCACUUCUCAGUCCUUCCCUUACGACAUGAAUCUGCUUCACUUGUCUCGCAAGUCUCUAUGCGUUACUGUCAAAGUAUUUAGCCACUUGCUGGAUUAUUUCUAUCAACAUGCUUUAUAUGCAACUGUAACAGCCUGGUCGUGCAAUUCGCGUUACCCAUUGAUAUUGUGAUAUUCUGGUCCAGGAUUAUGUUAAAUCCAAAGAGGACGGCGAGCACAUGGAAAACCUGCAGUCAUCACUCAAAUUGUCAAAAAGAGUGUCGUCGCCCAUGAGAUUUAUGUCAAAUAUAGUUUGCUCACUGAGCGACCAAAGACUUGUGUGAGAAUCUCUCAGUAAGUUAAAAGAAUCAUAUUGAAUAGGGAAAUAUAAAAGAGUGGUAGGGCGUGUGAUAAAUUUGAGCACCAUCAGUGCGGAAUUUCUAGCCCCGUAGGCAAAAUGCUGAAUUUUGGCAUGAUAGCGUCGGUUGCGUCUCUGCUGAAGUGGCAGAUUGCAAAGGUGGCGCCGGGAAAGACAUUGAAGCGGGAGAAUUCUUUGUCAUCUUCUAAUGACGAGGAAUACCAUCUGAGCAACAGAUUUUAUACUAGUCCCAAGAGAGUGAGAGUGAUUUGUACCGACCCAGACGCCACGGAUUCGUCUAGUAAUGAAGAGGACGAUUUUCGCUCGCUGCGAAAUUUGCAGCGGAGAUUAGUUCAGGAGAUUUACACGUCCACCGAGUCAUUUGCGGUGAACGAGUUGUCUUCUGAUAGUGAGCUUGAUGAGCCUUCCGCUCCAGUCGCGAGGACAGUGAGAAGCAGCAAGCUCUCUUCACAUGGGACUCGCAGCGCACCAAUGGCCACCGCAAAAUUCACGGUACUCGAGAAGUCUCAGCCGAAAUCUGCCUCACUUGUGUCAACAAACGAAGGCAAGCCUCACAAAUACAGAGGCGUGAGGCAGAGACCAUGGGGCAAGUGGGCCGCUGAGAUCCAGGAUCCCUCCAAGCGGGUCCGGCUAUGGUUGGGAACAUACGAUACUGCUGAACAAGCCGCACAAGAGAUUCAUGGACCGCAAGCACAUACAAAUUUUAGCACCAGUAAAAAGGUCGAGCACAUCACUACAACGACCUCCAGGUCCGAUGUGAUGUCGAAGAAAACCAUGAAGAAGGAGGCCUCGCCGAAGGGUUCACGACCUGUGAAGGAGCCUGUCACCUUAACCCCCGAGGUUGAGGGGACGUCGUAUUCCUCCAAACCCAUGUGCCCAGUUCAAGUCAAAAGAAUUACUGAUGGUGAUGAAAAGACCUGCGUCUCGCGCGGGAAAGACGAGGAUAUGAAAAUGCUCGGUGAUGCAUAUGACACCAUUGAGGUAGAUCUCAUGAGCGACGACACUCUUUUUGACAAUUUGAGUGAUGACUGCGGGUUUUUCAUGUGCUCGUCGUCCUCUAUGGAUGGCUCUCACGGCUUGCCUUGGUCCAGUCUCACAGUUUGUGAGCCAUCUUCCAACAAUUUCGACGCUGCAGUGAAUGCAGUGACGAAAAGUGGUGAGAAUGGAAUAAAACAAAGAUUUCAGCAAAAUCAAACAUUGGACUUACUUACAAACUGCGACUGAAAACUCGCAGUCUAAAGCACAAGAGUUUAGUUCCUGAGAGUUCGGCGCUGAGUCCGGAUCUUAGUUCGUCCAUAUCAGGAUCAUCUAGAGUAGAUGAUAAGUAGGGAUGGAUGUUCCCACACCCUCCCUCACUACGAGAUCAUCUUCGAAAAUAUUUUGCAGGAAGAUCUAAGAGCCCUACUUCUAAAACCUGGAAGCUUCUUGCAGAUGAUAGUGAUUCAUCGUUGCUUAUUUAUUUUUGGAAGUGGUAGAUUUUUUAUUUUAUUUUAUUUUUUGUUUUGUUGUUGUUGUGGUAAUCACGAGUCUUUUUUUUCCCAGAA